This is a messenger RNA of Lotus japonicus, 2231 nucleotides long. RefSeq names its product putative indole-3-acetic acid-amido synthetase GH3.9. Gene Ontology annotation, cellular component: cytoplasm. Bases 1 to 1815 code for a protein of 604 amino acids. The record is from RefSeq and is a predicted model, not a curated record. Gene Ontology annotation, molecular function: acid-amino acid ligase activity. The transcript is spliced from 4 exons. NCBI's taxonomy places the organism in Eukaryota, Viridiplantae, Streptophyta, Magnoliopsida, Fabales, Fabaceae.
AUGGACGGAAAGAAAUUGGAGUACAAAGGUGAGGCGGCACUGAAGGAGAUAGAGAGGAUGACAAAGAAUGGUGUUGAAAUUCAGGAAAGCCUUUUGAAACAGAUAUUAACUCAGAACAGAGAAACAGAGUAUUUGAAUAAGUACAUUAAGAAGGGAGAUCUUGUAACAACUGACGUCAUAGCAGAGUUCAAGCUUCAUGUUCCAGUUAUUAGUUAUGAAGAGAUCUUGCCAUAUAUCCAGAGAAUUGCAAAUGGGGAAGCCUCUUCUCUCAUCACUGCUCAACCAAUAACAGAGAUGUUAUGCAGUUCAGGAACAUCAGGAGGAAAGCCUAAACUGGUGCCAAUAGUUGCUGAAGAUCUUGACCGUCGAACCUUUUUGUACAAUCUCAUCAUGCCAAUCAUGAAUAAGUAUAUUCCUGGUCUUGACGAAGGCAAGGCAAUGUUUCUCAACUUUGUGAAGUCAGAAAUGUCCACUACUCCUUGUGGCUUACCUAUGAGAUCUGUGUUGACAAGCUUCUACAAGAGCAAGCAGUUCAAGUGCCGCCCACGUGAGCCUUGGAAUGAUUUCACAAGCCCUUACCAAACCCUCAUCUGUACUGACAUAAACCAAAGCAUGCAUUGUCAACUUGUAGCAGGUUUGGUCCAUCGACACCAGGUCCUAAGGCUUGGUGCUUCCUUUGCUUCUGCAUUUCUCAGAGCCAUUUCCUUCCUUGAACGUAACUGGAUGAGCCUCUGUGAGGACAUACGUAGUGGUCAGCUAAGUUCCUUCAUAACAGACCUAGGUUGCCGCUCUAGCAUGUCCGCAAUGCUUUCAUCCCCUAACCCACGUCUUGCAGAUGAGAUAACUAAAAUUUGCAGCCAAAAGUGUUGGAAGGGAAUUCUGUGUCAGCUUUGGCCUAAGGCCAAGUACAUAGAGGCAGUGAUCACUGGUUCCAUGGCUCAAUAUGUUCCUGCUCUGCAGUAUUAUAGUGAUGGGAAAUUGCCUUUGGUUUGUACUAGGUAUGCUUCGUCUGAGUGUUACUUUGGGGUCAACAUAAAACCUUUGAGUGACCCUGCAGAUGUUGCUUUUACAUUAGUGCCUAACAUGGGUUACUUUGAGUUCCUUCCUCUUGGAGAUAACGGGACACUAUUGAUAGACUUUGAGGAGGUGCAUGUCCCCAAUGACAAGCUCGUGGAUUUAGGGAAUGUCAAGCUUGGUUGCUUUUAUGAGAUUGUCGUCACCACCUUUGCUGGGCUAUACAGAUACCGUGUUGGUGAUGUACUUCAAGUGGUUGGAUUUUACAACAAAGCUCCACAAUUUCGAUUCAUCUGUAGGAAAAAUGUUGUGAUCAGCAUUGACAGUGACAAGACCAGUGAAGAGGAUUUGCACAAGAGCGUUACUGUGGCUAAGAAGUUGUUAGAGCCUUAUGAUACUCUCCUAGUGGAAUACACCAGUUACCCUGAUGCUUCUUCAGUACCCGGACACUAUGUACUGUACUGGGAAAUUCUGCAUUAUGAUUCAAAGAUGGAGUUAGGGGCUCCACUUGAUACAAAUGUUCUUGAGGAAUGUUGCAUUGUGGUUGAAGAGCAACUGGACUACAUAUACAGGCUUUUGCGCACUGACGGGUCAAUAGGACCACUUGAGAUACGCGUGGUGGAGGCAGGUACAUUUGAUGCAUUGAUGGACUUGUUCAUUAGCCAAGGGGCUUCAAUCAGUCAAUACAAAACACCAAGGUGCAUUAAAACUAAUAAAGCACUCAACCUGCUCAACUCCAAAGUUGUUGCUUCCUUUUUCAGUCCUAGAGUCCCCGAAUGGAAACCUAAGAAGGUGGAUUAAUUUGUUUGCUCUUGGUGCCAAAAUCAUGAGUCUAUAAAGUAAGCACUUUUUUAUAUAAAAAAAGGCUAUCAAUUUAAGAGGUAAGUGUGAUAAGGGAGUCGUGUGUAUAUGGAUUUGGUGUUUUUGUCAAGUUUUUGUUGAUUAGCUUCUGCCGUGCGAAUAUCCUUUGAUUGAAGGUGUGGGCUUUUCCGUUUUUCCUGUAUAGCGGCCGGAUUUCAUUUGCUCGGGUUCAACAUCUUCUCAAUUCUCAAGCUUUCCAGUGCUGCUAUGGUUAUUUGUAGGGGUGGCUUGCUAUUGGUUUGGGUUUUUAUUUGGUGCUUCUUACUUUUUGGUUUUUGAUGGGUUUUUUCUUCCUUGAAGGGUUGUUUCUCAAGCUUUCCUUAAAAGUGUGAUAAUUUAAUAAAAAUUGUGUUGAA